Aspergillus clavatus NRRL 1 is the source of this 1530-nucleotide messenger RNA. Its product is annotated as UDP-N-acetylglucosamine diphosphorylase. The transcript is spliced from 3 exons. Gene Ontology annotation, molecular function: UDP-N-acetylglucosamine diphosphorylase activity. Bases 1 to 1530 code for a protein of 509 amino acids. The record is from RefSeq and is a predicted model, not a curated record. Lineage: Eukaryota; Fungi; Ascomycota; Eurotiomycetes; Eurotiales; Aspergillaceae. Gene Ontology annotation, biological process: UDP-N-acetylglucosamine biosynthetic process.
AUGGCUGCAGCUAUCAGAGAAACUGUUUCAAACCUCGUUGAGAGGUUCCAGGGGCAUCACAUAGAUGCUCCCCGCGAACCAUCCCCCGAGGAGUUCGAUCAACUGAAGCAGAAGUACACCGAUGCAGGACAAGGACAGGUCUUUGCAUUCGCCGAUGAACUGAACUCAGUCGAGAAGUCUCAGCUUUUCCACCAACUCUCAAAUUUCGACCCCAAGCGCAUCAACGAACUCGCCGACAAGGCCUUGAACCCUCCCAAAGCCGACAAAGGCCCUAGCUCCCUCGAGCCUCUCCCUGAUGUCGCCACAGCCUCGAUUCUCGAUUCAGACCCGAAGGACAUCGAGUUAUGGUACGAAGAGGGCCUCAAGCUUGUGGCGGAGAACAAGGUGGCGGUUGUCUUGAUGGCAGGUGGACAAGGGACCCGUCUGGGUAGCUCUGCCCCCAAGGGCUGCUUUGACAUCGGACUCCCCAGCCACAAGUCGCUGUUCCAGAUCCAGGCCGAGCGUAUUGUGAAGCUUCAGCUUCUUGCUCAGAAGAUCUCUGGCCAGGAGGCUGCCAUCCCCUGGUAUGUCAUGACCAGCGGACCUACACGCAAGCCAACGGAGGAGUUUUUCGAAGAACACAAGUACUUCGGGCUGAAGAAGGAUAAUGUGGUUAUCUUUGAACAGGGUGUCCUGCCCUGCAUCUCCAAUGAUGGUAAAAUCUUGAUGGAGAGCAAAUCCAAGGUGGCUGUUGCUCCUGAUGGAAACGGUGGUAUCUACCAGGCCCUCCUUACAUCCGGCGUGAGAGAGGACAUGCGCAAGAGGGGUAUUGAGCACAUUCACACCUACUGUGUGGAUAACUGCCUGGUCAAGGUGGCGGACCCUGUGUUCAUUGGCUUCGCUGCCUCGAAGAAGGUCGAUGUUGCUACGAAGGUGGUACGGAAGCGUAACGCUACGGAAUCAGUCGGUUUGAUUCUGCAGAAGAAUGGCAAGCCUGACGUGGUUGAAUACUCGGAGAUCGACAAGGAGACCGCAGAGGCCAAGGACCCCAAGCAACCUGACGUGCUCAAGUUCCGUGCCGCGAACAUUGUCAACCACUACUACUCCUUCCACUUCUUCGAAACAAUCGAGACCUGGGCCCACAAGCUACCCCACCACGUUGCCAGAAAGAAGAUCCCUUGCAUUAAGGAAGAUACCGGCGAGUUCUUCAAGCCAGAGAAGCCCAACGGCAUCAAGCUGGAGCAGUUCGUCUUUGAUGUGUUCCCCAUGACCCCCCUGGAGAAGUUCGCCUGCAUUGAGGUCCGCCGGGAGGAUGAAUUCUCGCCGCUGAAGAAUGCACGGGGCACAGGAGAGGACGACCCCGAUACCAGCAAGCAGGACAUCAUGGGACAAGGACAACGCUGGAUUGAGAAGGCUGGCGGCAUUGUCGUCACCGAGGACAACGCUGUUGGUGUGGAGGUAUCUCCCUUAAUCAGUUAUGGUGGGGAAGGACUCGAAUUCUUGAAAGGACGCGAGAUCAAAGCACCAGCUGUUAUCGAAAAGGAGGAGUAG